Molecule: messenger RNA, 887 nt
Organism: Chaetomium strumarium
Lineage: Eukaryota; Fungi; Ascomycota; Sordariomycetes; Sordariales; Chaetomiaceae
Exons: 2
Coding region: 208-657 (149 amino acids)
Biological process (GO): glutamyl-tRNA aminoacylation
Cellular component (GO): cytosol; methionyl glutamyl tRNA synthetase complex
Molecular function (GO): ATP binding; glutamate-tRNA ligase activity
Source: RefSeq, a predicted model, not a curated record
AAAUACGGGCCUUGCAUUAAGAGCAUCCAACAGCCAGCUUCAUUGGGAGCCUGGGCUGUGACUCGCUUGCACAUGGCGGGGCAACGAACUGCCCACACUCAAGCCUCACUCAAAUCUGAGUUAUCCGAACCCAAGUUCCAGUUGGGACUCAACCGCUCAUCCAGGCUUCCGGGACGGAACUCUUGAACAGCGGUAAUAAGGGACACAAUGGCUAGCUCUAAAGUCAUGGAUUGGGCGCCGAGCUUGUCGGCCCCUGAUUUCAAGGCUGUCGAAGCUGUCCUGCUCGAGCUCGAGCGGUAUUUGACAUUGCGCACUUACCUCCAAGGAUACCAGUUGAGCACCGCCGAUAAGGACAUUUGGACUGCCCUGCGAACCAACAAGGUGGCAAAUGGCAUCGUUCGCAAAGGCAGCUUGACCAAUGUGGCGCGUUGGUCCUCCUUCAUCGAAGCCAGUCAUCCCGAGAUCCAGGGAGAGAUCAAGGCAGCACAGACCAAGGAGAAAGAAAAGCGUGCUGCAGCUAGCAGGGCUGGAGGUAACUACAAUAUUGGCCUGAAGAAUACUGAGAACGGCAUCGUUACCCGCUUCCCGCCAGAGCCAAGUGGAUACCUGCAUAUCGGACAUGCCAAGGCCGCGUUCCUGAACGAUUACUUCGCCUGACUGAAUCGCUGUGCGAUACCAACCUGGUAACGGCAGAGCCGAACAGCAUCAUCCAAUUGGAGCGCAAGGGAUACUUCAGGGUCGACAAGGCUGCUGGACAGGGGCCUCAUGGCAAAUCGGUGUUGUUCAUGAUCCCAACAGGGGCGAAGGAGUAAGCUCGCGUCGGAAUGCCAGCCGGCACCAAUUCAUUUCGUUUGGAGGAAAGUAUUCGUAGCGUGACUGGCCGCCGU